Molecule: messenger RNA, 1526 nt
Organism: Suillus fuscotomentosus
Lineage: Eukaryota; Fungi; Basidiomycota; Agaricomycetes; Boletales; Suillaceae
Product: chaperonin 10-like protein
Exons: 11
Coding region: 136-1263 (375 amino acids)
Biological process (GO): D-sorbitol catabolic process
Molecular function (GO): zinc ion binding; L-iditol 2-dehydrogenase (NAD+) activity
Source: RefSeq, a predicted model, not a curated record
GUCACGAGUGAGGUUUGGUUGGUCUAGUCGUCACGGGUCUAGUACGGCCCAAAAGCCUGCGGGAGUCCGGAUCCCCACAGUGGCUCGUUCUUAAGUGAAUCAUCUUCCCACUGUCCUCACUUUGUUUUUCUCAUCAUGUCCGAUAAUCCAUCAUUCGUACUUAAAGGCAUCCUGGAUGUUGAGAUCCAGCAAAAGCCAAUUCCAGAGAUUGACCCCAAUGAAGUCCUCGUGGAAGUGAAGAAGACAGGAAUCUGCGGCUCAGAUGUACACUUCCUUGUCCACGGAAGGAUCGGAGAUUUUGUUGUAGAGAAGCCCAUGGUGCUGGGUCACGAGGCAGCGGGCGUGGUCUCAAAAGUUGGUUCCAGAGUGACCAAUGUCAAAGUGGGUGACAGAGUCGCUAUGGAGCCUGGCGCAACAUGUCGCAGGUGCGAAGCUUGCAAGGAGGGUCGCUAUCAGCUUUGCCCCGAUGUCAUCUUUGCUGCUACCCCUCCUACGGAUGGCACCCUCGCUCGUUACUACCGCCUACCAUCUGAUCUCGCUUACCCGCUUCCACCAAACCUUAGUCUCGAGGAUGGAGCAAUGAUGGAACCUCUUUCCGUGGCAGUCCAUGCCGUCUCGAACCUCGGGGCUUUGCGGUCGAACCAGUCCGUCGCCGUCUUUGGCUGUGGACCUGUUGGACUUCUAUGUAUGGCCGUCGCAAAAGCUCUUGGCGCUUCCCGUGUUAUCGCUGUUGAUAUCGUUCCUAGCCGUCUCGAAUUUGCCAAAGCAUAUGCUGCAACUGACAUUUUCCUACCUCCUCCUAUGGAGAAGGAUGAAUCGAGAGUUGAAUUCUCGAUGCGCAAUGCCCAGGCGAUGAAGGAGAAGCUCGGAAUCGCUGAUCGGGGACCUCAGGCAAUUGACCUGGUUUUGGAUGCUUCGGGUGCGGAGGUUUCUAUUCAGACUGGGAUCCGAAUCGUCAAGAGUGGUGGCACCUACGUUCAGGUUGGCAUGGGUAACCCCAAUGUCAACAUCGACAUGUUUGUUGUCAUUUGCAAGGAACUCGUCCUCAAGGGUUCUUUCCGAUAUGGCCCCGGCGACUACCCUCUCGCCAUCGCCCUCGCUACGUCAGGCAAGGUUGACGUCAAGCCCCUUGUGUCGCACCGCUUCCCGUUCACUCAGGCGCGUGAGGCAUUUGAAACUACUCGCAAUGGCAAGAGCCCCGAUGGCAAGGGGGUCAUCAAGGCCAUCAUAUCCGGACCUGAUGUCGACAUCAACGAGGCUUGAAAAACCACAUGAAAUAUUAUGCAUUUGCAGGGAAAACAUAGCACGAACGUCAUUCAUGAUCAUGUAUUUCGAUUAUCAUUCUGUCAUUUGUAUAUUGUACGCGAAUUGUUGCUGUUCAAGGAGAUAUGAUGGGCAUCUGAGAUCUGAUGGCUCGCCAGCCUAGUAGAGAGAUGAAGAAAGAACGUACGUUCUGUCACCUGUGUAUAGUAGUACAUCAUGAUGAGCAAUACAAGACCAAACAGAGGUUGAACUUCUUGAAGCUA